CCUUCGCUUCUCCGCUUCCCAUACUCACGUUUCCUCUCCUCCUUCACGUGAGGAGGGCAAGGCGAAUGCAAAUUGCAAAACACCUCCUCUCAUAAGUCUCAGAUCUCCUCCUCCUGCUCCUCCUCCAUCUCCUCCCGAAUGGCCCCUUCCCCGAUCUCAAACGCUAAUCCCGAUCCCAGUCCCUAACCUCAGCCCUAAGGUCGGAUCGGAUCGGAUCGGAUCGGAUCGGAUCCGCUCUUCUGCUUCUGCUUCUGCCUCUUCGUCGUCGUCUUAUUCCUUCCAGGACGAUGACGUCGUCGUCCUCCUCCCAUCCCCUCGGGGGCGCAUCGAGCGCGGGUCGCGUCCUCGGCCCCGCCCUCGACAAGAUCAUCAAGAACGCGUCGUGGCGCAAGCACUCCGCCCUCGUCGCCGCGUGCAAGGCCGUGCUCGACCGCCUCGACCCCCUCUCCGACUCCUCCGCCCCAGCCGCCGAUCCCCCCUCCUCAUCCUCCUCUAUCCUCUUCGGCCUCUCCGCCGCCGACGCCGACGCCGCCCUCCACCCCCUCACCCUCGCCCUCGACCCCGCCUCCUCCUCCCCCAAGGUCGCCGAGCCCGCCCUCGACUGCGCGCAGAAGCUCUUCUCCCAUCGCCUCCUCUGCGGCGACAUCGACCACUCCUCGGAGUCCGAACCCUCCUCCUCCACCGCCUCCCGCCUCCUCGCCGCCGUCUUCGCCUGCUGCGCUGGCCCCGGCGACGAUGCCGUCGAGCUCGCCGCUCUCAAGGUCCUCAUCGCCGCUGUCCGAUCCCCCGCCGUCGCCCUCCGCGGCGAGAGCCUCGCCCAGCUCGUCAGGAGUUGCUACAACGUCUACCUCGGCAGCCAGAGCGCCGCCAACCAGCUCUGCGCCAAGCUCGUCCUCGCGCAGGCCCUCACCAUCAUCUUCGCCCGCGUCGAGGCAGACACCAUGGAAGUCCCUGUGCGUACUGUCUCCAUUGCCGACAUGAUGGACCUCUCUGAUCGGAGCCUGAACGACGCGAGCCUCGUCCAGACUGCGCAGAACUUCAUCAAUGAAGCCAUGGAAGCUGGGAGUACCGAUGCUGCCCUGUCUGCCCUGUCGACAAAGAUGCCACAGCCACAGCAGCAGCAGCAGCAGGAGAAGAACAAUGCGGCGGAUGCGGAGGCGGGGAAUGGCGAGAUGAGUAAGAUCAGGGAGGAUGGCCUCUCCCUGUUCAAGAACCUCUGCAAGCUCUCGAUGAAGUUCUCGAUGCCGGAUAAUCCUGAGGACCCCCUCUUGUUGAGGGGCAAGGUUUUGUCACUGGAGCUACUCAAGAUGGUGGUCGACAAUGCCGGACCUUUCUGGAGGACCAAUGACAGGUAUCUUGGAGCAAUUAAGCAGUACCUCUGCUUAUCAUUGUUGAAGAAUAGCGCAUUGUCAGCAAUGAGUAUUUUUCAGCUUCUCUGCUCUAUUUUCAUGGGCUUGUUGUCAAGGUUUAGAUCUGGGCUGAAAGAGGAAAUAGGGAUUUUCUUUCCCAUGCUUGUUCUACGAGUUCUUGAGAAUAUUCUUCAGCCUAGUUUCCUGCAGAAAAUGACGGUUCUCAACUUGUGGGAUAAGAUCUGCCAAGACCCGCAGGUUAUUGUUGAUAUUUUUGUGAACUAUGAUUGUGAUGUCGAUGCGCCAAAUAUUUUUGAAAGGACUGUCAAUGGUCUUGUCAAGACUGCUCUUGGUGUCCCUCCUGGAUCUGUGACAACAUUAUCCCCAGCCCAAGAUUAUACUUUCCGAAAUGAGUCGAUUAAAUGCCUUGCUACUAUCAUUAAGUCAAUGGGCGCAUGGUUGGAUCAACAAUCGAAAAUAGGAGAUUUUUAUCUUAAAAGUACUGAGACUGAUCAUUCACCAGACAACCCUAUUUCAAUCAACGGAGAAGAAGGUAAUGGAAUUGAUUACGAAUUGCAGUCCGAUUUUAGUGUUGAACUCUCUGGUGCUGCGACACUUGAGCAACGCCGUGCCUACAAAUUAGAGCUUCAGAAAGGCAUAACAUUGUUCAAUAGGAAGCCUUCCAAGGGUAUUGAGUUUCUUAUCAACACAAAGAAAAUAACUUCUUCUCCGGAAGCGGUAGCUUCUUUCCUGAGAAGCACAGCUGGGUUAAAUGCUACAACUAUUGGAGACUAUCUGGGUGAAAGGGAUGAGUUCCCUUUGAAAGUUAUGCAUGCCUAUGUGGAUUCACUAAAUUUUCAAGGCAUGGAUUUUGGUGAAGCAAUUAGGUUCUUCUUACGAGGCUUCAGGUUACCUGGAGAAGCACAAAAAAUUGAUCGUAUCAUGGAAAAGUUUGCCGAGCGCUACUGCAAGUGCAAUCCGAAUUCUUUUACUAGUGCGGAUACUGCAUACGUUCUUGCUUAUUCUGUAAUUAUGCUUAAUACAGAUGCUCACAAUACCAUGGUCAGAGAUAAGAUGUCGAAGGCUGAUUUCAUUCGUAACAAUCGAGGAAUUGAUGACGGAAAGGAUUUACCUGAAGACUAUUUAGGUUCACUGUAUGAUCAAAUUGUGAAAAGUGAAAUAAAAAUGAGUGCUGAUUCUUCAACUGCACAAAGCAAGCAGCCAAGCAGUAUCAAUAAACUUUUAGGCUUGGAUAACAUUUUUAAUCUAGUUGGAUGGAAACAGGCGGAAGAAAAGGCUCUAGGUGCAAAUGACUUUCUUAUUAGGCAUAUCCAAGAUCAAUUUAAAGCAAAGAGUGGGAAAUCUGAGUCAGUAUUUUAUGCUGUCACAGACACGGCAAUACUAAGAUUUAUGAUGGAGGUUUGUUGGGCCCCUAUGAUGGCUGCUUUUAGUGUGACGCUUGACCAAAGCGAUGACAAGGCUGCGACGUCUCAGUGUUUGCAAGGCUUUCGAUCCGCUGUGCAUGUCACUACAGUAAUGCGUAUGCAGACACAGAGAGAUGCUUUUGUGACAACUGUAGCCAAAUUCACGUGCCUUCACUCUGCUGCUGACAUGAAGCAAAAGAAUAUAGAUGCUAUGAAGGCUAUAAUAUCGAUAGCAAUCGAAGAUGGUAAUUAUUUACAAGAAGCAUGGGAGCAUGUGUUAACAUGUCUUUCACGAUUUGAGCAUUUGCACCUGCUGGGUGAGGGUGCUCCCCCUGAUGCUUCAUUCUUUACUGUAACUCUUGCUGAAUCAGAAGAAAAACUGCCAAAGGUACCCACGAUUCCUUCCUUGAAGAGAAAAGGCAAUAAUGCGCUUCAACAUCCAGCAGUAAUGGCUGUUGUUCGUGGGGGUUCUUAUGAUAGUGCAUCAAUUGGAAACAAUACCUCAGCGCUGGUUACUCCAGAGCAGAUUAAUAGUUUCAUAUCAAACUUGAAUUUAUUAGACCAGAUCGGGAAUUUUGAGCUAAAUCAUAUUUUUGCUCAUAGCCAGAGAUUAAAUGGUGAUGCCAUAGUUGCUUUUGUAAAAGCUUUAUGCAAGGUCUCCAUGGCGGAACUGCAGUCUCCAACAGAUCCUCGCAUUUUCAGCCUCACAAAAAUUGUAGAAAUUGCGCAUUACAAUAUGAGUCGUAUACGAUUGGUGUGGUCACGUAUCUGGAACGUUUUAUCUGACUUUUUUGUCUCUGUUGGGUUAUCGGAGAACCUUUCAGUUGCAAUAUUUGUGAUGGAUUCCUUAAGGCAGUUGGCCAUGAAAUUUUUGGAGCGAGAGGAACUGGCAAAUUAUAAUUUUCAGAAUGAAUUUUUAAGACCUUUUGUGGUAGUUAUGCAGAAAAGUAGUUCUUCAGAAAUUAGGGAGCUAAUAGUCCGAUGUGUCUCCCAAAUGGUUUUGAGUCGGGUUAAUAACGUUAAAUCUGGUUGGAAAAGCGUUUUCAUGGUUUUUACAACUGCUGCUGCUGAUGAUCGAAAAAAUAUUGUCCUAUUGGCUUUUGAGACCAUGGAGAAAAUCGUUCGAGAUUACUUCCCUUACAUAACCGAGACGGAGACCACAACAUUUACUGAUUGUGUCAAAUGUCUUAUCACGUUUACAAAUAGCAAAUUCAACAGUGACGCCAGCCUUAAUGCUAUUGCGUUCCUUCGAUUCUGUGCUGUUAAACUUGCAGAGGAAGGAUUUCAAGUCAAGGAUACGGAGUACCAGUCAAAUGCAGAUGCUUCGGAGGGAAAUGCAGUCAACAGCAAGGAUGAUCAUACUUUCUUUUGGGUUCCCUUGCUUUCUGGUUUAUCAAAGUUGACAUCUGAUCCAAGACCAACCAUUAGAAAAGGUGCCCUAGAAGUACUCUUUGACAUCUUGAAGGACCACGGACACCUCUUCUCAAGCACGUUCUGGAUCACCAUUUUUGAUUCUGUUAUUUAUCCAAUAUUUAGCACUAAAGAAGGACGAAUACCAACUAGCCCGGUCUCAGCAACAACCACCGAACAACCUGACGAAGACUCUUGGAACUAUGAAAUCGAUUCUGUAGCUGCAAAAUGUUUGGUCAACUUAUAUGUUACCUUUUUUGACAUUGUGCGCCCACAACUAGGAAAUGUUGUUUCUAUCCUCACAACUUAUAUGAGAAGUCCUAAUCAACAAUCUGCUAGUACAGGUGUAGCAUCAUUAUUGCAUUUGACAGAAAAUAUUGGGAGCCAGUUGUCAGAGUCAGAGUGGAAGGGAGUCUUAUUGCGCUUCAAAGAAGCAGCUUUUCUGACUUCAUCUGUAUUCCCUAGAAUUGUCAGGAUCAUGCAAGAUGUUGAAAUUCCAGAUAAAACUGAAUCUUUAUCUGAUGCUGACCAGUAUUCAGAUCAUGAAUUUGCUACUGACGAUGAAGAGGAGGCUAAUAUGGAGACUGCAUCUUAUGCUAUUGUUAGAUUGAAGAGUCAUAUAGCUCUCCAGCUCCUAAUUGUACAGACCAUCGCUAAACUGUACAAGGUCCACUGGAGAUCAUUCUCAUCUGUCCACAUGAGCCUUUUAUUGGAGAUGAUAUCAUCUAUUGCAGCACAUGCAAGCGAAGUGAGUUCCGAGCGUGCUCUCCACGCCAAGUUCCACAAAGCAUGCUCUCUCUUAGAGAUCUCGGAGCCGCCGUUUUUCCACUUUGAGAACGAGUCUUACGAAAACUACCUUAUGCUCUUGCAGUCACUUCUCCAUGACAACCCCUCUCUCGCUGAGGAGAUGAAUGUAGAAUCCCAAGUAGUAAUGAUAUGUGAGAAGAUAUUAAAGAUAUACUUAACAUGUGCGGGAUAUGAACUGUCUGAUCAAAAUCGAAAAGAUGGACCGACCUUGCACUGGAUACUUCCUCUGGGAUCGGCCAAGAAGGAAGAAUUGGCUGCUAGGGCUUCGCUGGUUGUUUUGGUUAUGCGGUUAAUAAGCAGUUUGGAGACAGAUUCAUUCAAAAGAAAUUUGCCCUGCUUUUUCCCUUUGCUGGUUAAUCUUAUUCGCUGUGAACAUAGCUCCGGAGAAGUGCAGCGCGUACUGUAUGACAUCUUUCAGUCAUCAAUAGGGCCAAUUAUUCUGACAUAAAUAAGCAAUAUAUAUAUAUAUAUAUAUCACAUACAUUAUUUUUUUGGUGUAUUUAUAUUGAGAAAAAGAAGUUAUUUUGCUGUUUUAGAUUUGGAUUUAUGUGAAGGCGCCUUGCACUAGCAUCAAAGUUUCGACACUGCAGGUAUAUGCCCUGACGGGCCGCUUCACCACCAUCCACCUAACCGACAACUUCUUUCUCUCAUAUUGAUUUCAAGUUUUGUUAGAAUGUUAUCACCCUUGUAGGAAAUAUAAACUUGUAUUAAGUUC
Ananas comosus (pineapple) is the source of this 5705-nucleotide messenger RNA. Its product is annotated as brefeldin A-inhibited guanine nucleotide-exchange protein 1. Gene Ontology annotation, biological process: regulation of ARF protein signal transduction. The coding region runs from base 288 to 5438 and encodes 1716 amino acids. Gene Ontology annotation, molecular function: guanyl-nucleotide exchange factor activity. The transcript is spliced from 11 exons. NCBI's taxonomy places the organism in Eukaryota, Viridiplantae, Streptophyta, Magnoliopsida, Poales, Bromeliaceae. Gene Ontology annotation, cellular component: trans-Golgi network. The record is from RefSeq and is a predicted model, not a curated record.